Ipomoea nil (Japanese morning glory) is the source of this 1326-nucleotide messenger RNA. RefSeq names its product protein FAR1-RELATED SEQUENCE 5-like. Lineage: Eukaryota; Viridiplantae; Streptophyta; Magnoliopsida; Solanales; Convolvulaceae. The transcript is spliced from 5 exons. Gene Ontology annotation, biological process: regulation of DNA-templated transcription. The record is from RefSeq and is a predicted model, not a curated record. Bases 1 to 1326 code for a protein of 441 amino acids.
AUGACGACAAUCAACCCCGAUGCCGGCGGCGUAACAGAAGGCGUCGCGAUGAUGACGGACACCGAGACUGAACCAGGCGUUGCUAUGGGUUUAACAUCGACUGGCCAACAACAAUGGACCCCCAUCGUGAACGCUUCCAUGAGGCCGACGCAGGGGCGUGUAUUUAAAACACUCAACGAAGGAUUACGAUUCUGCAAAGAGGCGACCGGAUCGUAUGCUAAUAUCGGUGCAACCGACGUUGAAUUCCACAAUUUUAAACGGGACGUCCAAAGCUACGUCGAUGUAGCUGAUGGCGAGAUGAUUAUUGCAACAUUCAAGGCAAAGCGCGAAGCUUGUAGUGACUUCUUCUUUGAAUAUGAUCUGGAUGAAGAGCACCGGGUAUCACGACUAUUCUGGGCUGACCCCCUCAGCAGGCGGAAAUUUUCUUGCUAUGGCGACAACAUAUCUUUCGAUGCAACUUAUGGCACGAACAUGUACAGCAUGGUGUUUGUGCCGUUCACUGGUGUGGACAACCACAAGCGAUGCAUCACUUUCGUGGCCGGUCUGUUGACUAAAGAAGACGCUGACUCAUAUAGCUGGUUAUUGAAGCAAUUUAUAUGUGCAAUGGGAAAGAAGCCAGCGUGUGUUGUGACCGACCAAGACCCCGCUAUGCGAAUUGCUAUCGAACGAGUAUUACCAGAGUGCCGCCAUCGCUACUGUAUGUGGCACAUCAUGACAAAGGUUAAUGAAAAGCUCGGCAGUGAGUUAGCUAAGGACAAUGAGUUCCGCAAGAAACUAAAUGCUAUCGUUUGGAAUGAGACAAUCGACCGUGUGGAAUUUGAGGCGAAAUGGCAAAUACUAAUGGAUGAAUACAAUCUAUCGACCCACCGUUGGUUUUGCAAAAUGUAUGCGGAACGAGAUAGUUGGAUCCCGGUUUUUUUUUCAGAUUUGCCCAUGAGUGGGUUGUUGCGUACCACAUCACGAUCAGAAGCAGAGAAUGGCGUAUACGGUAAAUUCACACGCCCACAUUCUAGUUUGGUAGAGUUCUACAUGCAAUUCGAGAGCGUGUUGGGAACACAACGCUACAGGCAAGAUAAAUUGAACGCACAGUGCGAGGGAUACCUGCCAGAGUUUAAAACACCUUUAGCACUCGAGCGACAUAUUGCACAGCUAUUCACAAUCACUAUUUUUUACGAGUUACAGAAAGAAAUAGAAGCUACUUGUUUUUAUUGUUCUGUGGUCGGUGUACGACAAGAUGGGGACAACACUUAUUACGACAUUGAUGGGGUGCCCAGUUGGAACAAUUACCGGCCGAGUACAUUGUUAGCCGUUGGUGCAAACACUUAA